AGAGCCAUUCUUCAGACGCGUCCCUUGGUUGCACAUGAGGAUGACUUUACUGCUGACACUGACUCGGCUCUGUGUCAGGCAUCAAAGCGAGCGCAUGAUGGCGGUGCACGAAGGUGUAACGGUACUGUCGCACGCAGUGCAGGUUCAGUACUUUCAAUUGCUUGCACAACUGCAGCGUCUGGGUAUCUUGGACUCAUCUAAGCAGUACUCAUCACAGGAUGUAGCGGUCUGGAGGCGGCGGUGUUCUCUGCUCGCGCUCAUAUAUAAGUCAAGGCGCUGUGAUGUACGCUUUCGCCCCUCGCUUUGUUUUUUUGGCUGCAAGGUGCUGGAGGGAAAGGAGGCCGUUGGGUCAUCGGAGCUGUGUCUGUCGAGACUGAGUUGCGAAGGUCGGUGCGCCAUCGGAAGGGGUCUUCCAAUCGUCUUGCUGGACCACGCGCUGAAGCCCUUGUCAUAUGGGUCCCUUCGCCUAAAGAUCUACGCGACUCUUGCGAUCUUCUGACUUUGCGAAGAUCUUGUGAUUGCUCCGACGGUAUUCUACUGCUGAAUAGGAGCCGUAUUGUUCACUCCUGCUUGAGAGAGGUGUCAGUGUCACAUUGUA
Molecule: messenger RNA, 598 nt
Organism: Microstroma glucosiphilum
Lineage: Eukaryota; Fungi; Basidiomycota; Exobasidiomycetes; Microstromatales; Microstromataceae
Exons: 1
Coding region: 35-499 (154 amino acids)
Source: RefSeq, a predicted model, not a curated record